AUGAACAGUAACUAUAAGCCAUCCUAUGAUUUUCUAUCAUCAUCAAGUCCGCGUGACGAAUAUGAACUUAUACAACGUAUUGGUUCAGGAACAUAUGGAGAUGUUUAUAAGGCGAGACAUAUUCCGACGGCAUUGAUGCGUGCAUUGAAAAUAAUUAAACUUGAGCCAGGCGAUGAUUUGAAUAUCAUACAACAAGAAAUUCUUAUGAUGAUCGAAUGCAGUCAUCCAAAUAUUAUAGCUUAUUAUGGCAGUUAUUUAAAACGAGAUAAAUUAUGGAUUGCUAUGGAAUUAUGUUCCGGUGGAUCGAUGCAAGAUAUUUAUCAUGUAUAUGGACCACUUAAUGAAGUACAAAUAGCUUAUAUACUCAAAGAGACUCUCAAAGGAUUAGAUUAUCUUCAUCGAACGAAAAAAAUGCAUCGAGAUGUUAAAGGUGCUAACAUCUUAUUAACUGACGAUGGAAAUGUCAAACUAGCUGAUUUUGGUGUCGCAGCAAGUAUAACAGCAACUUUGUGCAAACGAAAAUCAUUUAUUGGUACACCUUAUUGGAUGGCACCGGAAGUUGCCGCUGUUGAACGUAAAGGUGGUUAUAAUCAUUUAUGUGAUAUAUGGGCUGUUGGUAUUACCGCGAUUGAAUUCGCUGAACUACAACCACCGAUGUUCGAUUUACAUCCCAUGCGUGCACUUUUCCUAAUGUCAAAAUCAGGUUUUAAACCGCCAACAUUGAAAGAUAAAUCAAAAUGGUCGAUAACAUUUCAAAAUUUUGUUAAAUAUACACUAACGAAAAAUCCUAAGAAAAGACCAUCGGCUGAAAAAUUACUUGAUCAUCCGUUUCUUCAAGGACAUUUAACAGCACAAAUCGCACGAGAUCUAUUGGAUAGAAUACACAAUGGAUCGAUGAAUAACACGUCAACUGAAGAUCGAGACGACGACGAUGAUGAUAGAAGUAUUUUUCAAGCGCCCAGUAAAAUUACAUCAACUAGAGAAGCAUCCGGAGUAACAUCAUCAAAUAGUCGUCCGCUUGUUGGGAAUUUCAAUCAACCAUCAAUAAUCCGUAGUUCAAUACUCAACGAUUCGCUUCUAGAAAAUAUUCAUGAUCAACAUUCUCAGUCAACUGCUCAAUACCCACCAAAGAAUACAGAUAAUGAAAAUGCCGAACAUCUCGAACGAUUAAAAUCAUUAGGCUUAUCGGAAGAAGAUAUAAAUCAAUUAAUGAAAACGUUGCCUUUAAGUGCAUUUGAAAAUUUAGCUUUAAAUGAAAUUCAACAUAUCGUCGAUGUCAUGCGUGAAGCUGAUAUUGAAGAAAAUGAUGAAAGCUCUAAUAAUGGUACAAUCAGACGAGCUCCAGAAUCAAAAUCUAACGACAACGAACAACAAGAAAUCCCAUUCGACAGCAGUAUUGAUACAAAUAAUAACACUUUAGAACGAAAUCAUCUUUAUGAAAACAUAUCAGAAAAUCCCAAUGAUAAUUAUAGUACACUGAAAAUAAAACAAGAUCGAUCUAUAUCACCAUGUCAUGGCAUUCCAAGUGUACCUCGAGUUCAUAUGGGCGCUGGUUUUAUGAAGAUAUUUAAUCAAUGUCCAUUAGAAAUCUAUGCUAGUUAUUGUUGGGUGAACAGUGAAACAAAAGACGAAUUCGUGUUAAUAGCAGCUGAAGAAGGCAUUUAUUCAUUGAAUCUCAAUGAACUACAUGAUGCUACAUUAGAAUUGUUAUAUCCUAGACGAACGACUUGGUUAUUUGUUAAUGAUAAUAUUCUUUGGUCAAUAUCAGGCAAAUCGAGUAGUCUAUAUCGACAUGAUCUUCCUUUAUUAAUGCAAACUAAAAGUACAUCUCGAUUAUCUUUACCAUUAAAUAAAUUUCAAAUUCACGGAAAAUUUGAAAAAUUAAUACCAAAAAAAUCGGCAGCAUCUGUUAAAAUAAAUAAUACUCGUGGAUGUAUUCGUUGUUGUGUUGGCCGAAAUCAAUACACCGGAUUUAUUUUUCUAGCUGGAAUGUUACCUCAUGAAAUAUUUCUUAUGCAAUACUAUGAUCCAUUGAGAAAGUUUAUGAUUUUAAAAACUGUUCCAAUUUCAAUCCCUUUUGAACCAAAAGUUUUUCAAAUGAUUUUUUCACCAGAAAAUCAAUAUGCUUACAUAUGUAUGGGCGUUAGUAAAAGUAAAUCGCCGCCGGAUUCAUUUAAAUUUGCUGUAAUUAAUUUUGAAACUGAAAAGGUGGAAAAUUAUGAGGAUGUGCCUUUGGUUUCUAAUGUUUCUCAAGUGAAACAACAUGAAAAAGAUGCGGAUACAGUACUCAUUUGUCAAGACAAUCAUAUUAAUAUUAUUAAUACUCAAGGAAAACCUCAGAAAAAUAGAAAAAUACUAUCGGAACUUAAUUUUGGUUAUGAAAUUCAAUCGUUAGUUUGCCUACAAGAUAGUGUCCUUGCAUUUCAUCAACACGGAAUGCAAGGUAGAAGUUUAAAAGAUAACGAAAUAACACAAGAAAUCUAUGAUCAUACUCGAUCAUUUCGAGUGAUUGGCAAUGAUCGAUUGGUUGUCUUGCAGAGCCGUCCGUUGAAUCAAUUACAAUUAUAUGGUGCUUUAAAUACAAUACCAUCCGAUUUACAUAUUUUAAUGGGCCAUGAAAAUACAUAA
Rotaria socialis is the source of this 2628-nucleotide messenger RNA. The record is from the annotation of a GenBank genome assembly. NCBI's taxonomy places the organism in Eukaryota, Metazoa, Rotifera, Eurotatoria, Philodinida, Philodinidae.